AUGGGACCCUCCACGGCCUCCCGCCUCCCGCGGCACCCCGUCCACGCACAGGGUCCCGCGGAGGCGGCAGAUGAGCGGAUGGACCCGGCACAGACACUGGUGACCUUCAAAGAUGUGGUUGUCACCUUCACCCGGGAGGAGUGGGAAUUAUUGGACCUGCCCCAGAGGACACUGUACUGGAAGGUGAUGAGGGAGACCUGCAGGCUCCUGGUCUCACUGGAUGACAAAGCAAAAACCAAUACUACAGAGCCUUCUGCUUCUCCACCAGCCUUGUUUGAGGGAUGCUCGCCCCACAGGUUACUGACUGAGGAAGACUCCAGUGUUUCCACAUUGGGAGAAGCCAGGGAACAAGAAAGACCAUCAGAAAAACAGGGAGAGCACAUAAGGACAGGGACAGUCCCCUACAAGGAAACCCACCCUGAAAAGGUGAACCCUGAGUGUGAUGAUUUGGUAACAAGUAAAAAUCUGGGCAGAAAUUAUUUACAGGAGCAAGUCUCUCCAGGAGAUGGUCUCCUGGAGUGUGAAUCACAUAGACCAAGGAAAGACACCUUGAUUCAUGGAGGGAAGAAAUCCUAUAAAUGCAAGGAAUGCGGGAAAGAGUUUAUCAAGAAUCACUUCCUUCUUCAACAUCAGUGGAUUCACACUAGAGUAAAACCCUAUAAAUGCAAAAGGUGUGGGAAGGCCUUUCUCAAGAAGGCAGACCUCACAGAACACCAGCGGGUUCACACCGGGGAGAAGCCCUAUGUGUGCAUCGAAUGCCGGAAGGCGUUCAGCCGCAGGUCACACCUCACGGAGCACCAGCGGAUUCACAGUGGAGAGAAGCCUUAUGCAUGCAGUGAAUGUGGAAAGGCCUUUGCCCGCCACUCUGAUUUUAUACGGCAUAAUAGAACCCACACUGGAGAAAAACCCUUUGAGUGCAAAGAAUGUGGGAAAGCCUUUUGUAACAGCUUUUCUGUAACUCGACACAUGAGGUGUCAUUCUGGGGAGAAGCUCUAUGAGUGCAGUGAGUGCGGAAAGACCUACAGCUACAGCUCAACCCUCACUACUCAUAAAAAGAUUCACAGUGGAGGAAAAUCCUACAAGUGUAAGAGAUGUGGGAAGGCCUUUGACCAGAAGGCAGGCCUCAGUCAACAUCAGAGAACUCAUACUGAGUUCUUCUCAAACAGACCUUUUUAA
Messenger RNA from Lutra lutra (Eurasian river otter), 1176 nucleotides. Its product is annotated as zinc finger protein 80-like. Bases 1 to 1176 code for a protein of 391 amino acids. The transcript is spliced from 4 exons. Gene Ontology annotation, molecular function: DNA-binding transcription factor activity, RNA polymerase II-specific; RNA polymerase II cis-regulatory region sequence-specific DNA binding. Lineage: Eukaryota; Metazoa; Chordata; Mammalia; Carnivora; Mustelidae. The record is from RefSeq and is a predicted model, not a curated record. Gene Ontology annotation, biological process: regulation of transcription by RNA polymerase II.